GAGGUGCUUGCGGCGGAUCCCGGAUGUGGAUUGGGAGGAGGCGGGAAAAGGGAAAUGCGAGAAAGAGCGGCCCCUCCGCUCAGCUUCCCGCGUCCCCGGCGGAACCUCCCGCCUCAGGACAUCAGUCACCGGGCGGAGGGGAACAACCAGGAGACGGACAUCGGGGGGAGCUCUCUAUGUGACGCUGUGUGGAGGGCAGGGGUGUGAAUGCAGUGACCCACCCCCUCAGGGUGGGAGACGCUGGGCACUGAGCCCAGACACUGCCUGCUGUCCAGGAUGCUGACCAGCGCCCGGCCUGGAAGUCUCAAAGACCCCGAGGUGGCUGAACUCUUCUACAAAGAUGACCCGGAGAAACUGUUUGUCGAUCUGCGGGAAAUCGGACAUGGCAGUUUCGGAGCCGUUUACUUUGCGAGGGAUAUGCGAAGCAGUGAGGUGGUCGCUAUUAAAAAGAUGUCAUACAGCGGGAAGCAGUCCAACGAGAAAUGGCAGGAUAUAAUUAAGGAGGUGAAAUUCUUACAGAAUCUGCGCCACCCGAACACCAUCGAGUAUAAAGGCUGUUACCUCCGUGAACACACCGCCUGGCUGGUGAUGGAGUAUUGUCUGGGAUCAGCGUCAGACCUGCUGGAGGUUCACCGGAAGCCACUGCAGGAAGUGGAGAUCGCUGUCAUCACUCACGGAGCCUUGCAGGGAUUGGCUUAUCUCCACUCUCAUAACAUGAUCCACAGGGAUGUGAAAGCUGGCAACGUUCUCCUGACUGAGCCAGGACAGGUGAAGCUGGCAGAUUUCGGUUCCGCCUCCAUCGUGGCUCCGGCUAACUCCUUCGUGGGGACACCAUAUUGGAUGGCCCCUGAGGUGAUCCUGGCGAUGGAUGAGGGGCAGUACGAUGGGAAGGUGGAUGUCUGGUCUCUUGGUAUUACCUGCAUUGAACUCGCGGAGAGGAAGCCUCCUCUGUUUAACAUGAAUGCGAUGAGUGCCUUAUAUCACAUUGCACAGAACGAGUCCCCUGUGCUACAGUCUAACCAUUGGUCGGAUUACUUCCGGAAUUUUGUGGCUUCCUGCUUACAGAAGAUUCCUCAGGACCGUCCCACUUCGGAGCUUCUGUUGAAGCAUGUCUUUGUGAAGAGAGAGAGGCCUCAGACCGUCAUCAUGGAUCUGAUCCAGAGAACGAAGGACGCAGUGAGGGAACUCGAUAAUCUGCAAUAUCGCAAGAUGAAGAAGAUCCUCUUCCAGGAAACACGGAACGGACCAGCGUCCGACCCGCAGGAGGAUGACGAGGAGUUGGAUGCCUGUGUAGGCCGUACUGGGACAGUAAACAGUGUGGAGAGCAGUCACUCAGUCCCCAGCAUGUCGAUCAGUGCGAGCAGCCAAAGCAGCAGUGUGAACAGCCUCGCCGAUGCCUCAGACGACAACAGCGAGAUUGCGAUGAUGCAGGAGGGAGAUCACACGGUCACCUCUAACAGUUCGGUGAUCCACCUGCGACCGGGUAACGACGAUCUCUAUGACGACCCGUACUCAGGGGAAAUGGAAGCUCAGCCCCCCGUCCCAUCGUCCUCCUCCACCUCAUCGUCUUCGGCAGCAGCUCGACGGAGAGCGCACUACCGGAACCGGGAACACUUCGCCACCAUCCGCACCGCCUCGCUGGAACUGAACAAGAAGCAGACACACAAGGAUUUGGAGUGUGCAAUGUUACUGAGGCAUCACGAGUCAACGCAGGAGCAGGAGUUCAGGCACUUGAGUAUGGUUCAGAGAACACGCACUGACCUGAUCCGCCUACAACAUCAGACUGAACUCAGUAAUCAACUGGAUUACAACAAGAGGAGAGAGCAAGAACUUCGCCACAAACACGUAGCUGAGAUUCGACAACAGCCGAAAUGUCUUAAAGUAGGUCCCGGGGAGGGGCCGCUAUCGGAGGGGGAGAGGGUCUCUCUGGAGGACAUGAGCAGGAACAGGGACCCCGGGGAGAGGGAGAUCAGUUUAGGGGACUCCCUGGGGGACGUGAGCAGGGUCUGGGAUCCUGGGGAGAGGGAGAUCAGUUUAGGGGACUCCCUGGGGGACGUGAGCAGGGUCUGGGACCCCAGGGAGAGAAAGAUCGGUUUAGGGGACUCGCUGGAGGACGUGAGUAGGGUCUGGGACCCCAGGGAGAGAGAGAUCAGUUUAGGGGGCUCUCUGGAGGAUGUGAGCAGGGUGUGGGACCCCAGGGAGAGGGAGAUCGGUUUAGGGGACUCCCUGGAGGACGUGAGCAGGGUCUGGGAUCCUGGGGAGAGGGAGAUCAGUUUAGGGGGCUCUCUGGAGGAUGUGAGCAGGGUCUGGGACCCCAGGGAGAGGGAGAUCAGUUUAGGGGGCUCUCUGGAGGACGUGAGUAGGGUCUGGGACCCCGGGGAGAGGGGUAGUGGUGACGGAUCAGCAGGUGAAGUCCCAUACUUUGAGCUGCAGUCCUCCAGGGGCUCUGAUACUGGCCCAGGUCCCCAUCCCACAGCACAGCCCCCAGCAGCCUCUGCCCACUCCUUCCCUGACUCCUACGAGGACGGCCUCGAACUGCCCGAUGUGGACGACUCUCGUCUCCUGGAGGAGGAGGAGGGGCACGGGGUCUCUCCCUCAGCCUCUAGGUUGUCUGCCGCAGCCCUCCCCCAGCUGCUCGCCUCCCCCCACCUCCUGUGCGCCUUGCUGGCCCUGCUGGUAGCUUCCUGUCCCAGCUCCCUGCUGAUCUUCUUCCUCCUGGUCAUUCUGUUGGCCCUGUCCCAGCGAGGUCCCCAGAGCCGCCUGGGAUCGUUGCUGGUGGCGCUCGAGGUGGUGGUGGUGGGUCUGGCUGCCUCCUACGUGCUGCUGCACCUGGUCUUCGCGGUGUCCACCUCCUUCUUCCUGCUGCUGGUCAGGACGGUCAGCGCUCUGAGUGUCCUGGCGUUGAGCUUCCGCCUCUCGCUCUACUACGUCCCAGUCGCCCUGGGGGCCGCCUAUUUCUUCACAGCCCCCGGCCUCUUCCUGUCCCUGUACCUCCUGAUCGUGUUGGUCCUGCAGCCGGCCAGGCGCUGGGUCUCUGCCGUGCCCAGAAAAGGGCGCCGCUUCUGGGUCAGGCUGCUGCUGCGGCUGCCUAGGCCGGUCUUCCAGGUCGCCCAGCGCUGCGGCCUGGCCAACGAGAGGAGCCUGUUCUCGGUCUUCCCCAAGGCGGGCCGGGGCAUUUCUCGGAGUCGCCUACCGGUGCUGAUCCGGGGACGCCCUCCCCUCAGGAGGGCCCUGGGCUCGGCCUUGUCCAAGAUGGCCGCCCUCGCCAACCGGCGUGUGUGCGGCCUGCUCUCCGGUCUGACCCUCCGCCUCCCCUCACCGGCCCUCCGCUGCCUGAGGCAGGUGGGUCUGCUCAGACCCAGCAAACCCAGCCGCAUCCCCGUGCUGUUGCCCCGGGAACAGCGCAGAGCCAUAGCCAAGGCCAGAGCCAGGGUCAAGCCCAGGCCUGGGGUCUGCCUCAGGCCGGGCUCCAGGGGACAGGCCCGAAACUCUCAGUCUCUCCGACGUUCGGGCAUCUGGAUCCCUUAGGAAAGGAGGAGCAGGGAGAACCCGCCAGCAGCUGAGGGAGAGGGGAGGGAAUGACCGGUCCCUGGGCAAGUGUGACCAGUCCCUGGGAGGGAGUGACCGAUGUCCCCAGGAGGGAGGGGAGGGAGUGACCAAUCCCUGGGAGGGAGUGACCAAUGUCCCCAGGAAGGAGGGGAGGGAGUGACCAGUCCCUGGGCGGGAGUGACCGAUGUCCCCAGGAGGGAGGGGAGGGAGUGAACGCUCCCUGGGAGGGACUGACCAGUCCCUGAGAGGGGAGGGAAUGACCGGUCCCUGGGCAAGUGUGACCAGUCCCUGGGAGGGAGUGACCGAUGUCCCCAGGAGGGAGGGGAGGGAGUGACCAAUGUCCAGGAGGGAGAGGGGAGGGAGUGACCGGUCCCUGGGAGGGAGUGACCAAUGUCCCCAGGAAGGAGGGGAGGGAGUGACCAGUCCCUGAGAGGGGAGGGAGUGACCAGUUACUGGGAGGGAGUAACUGAUACCUGGGGAGGGAAUGACCAGUCCCUGGGAGGGAGUGACCGAUGUCCCCAGGAGGGAGAGGGGAGGGAGUGACCAGUCUCCAGGAGGGAUUGAUUGAUACCACAGGA
Messenger RNA from Hemiscyllium ocellatum (epaulette shark), 4127 nucleotides. RefSeq names its product serine/threonine-protein kinase TAO2-like. The coding region runs from base 277 to 3528 and encodes 1083 amino acids. The transcript has 14 exons. The record is from RefSeq and is a predicted model, not a curated record. Lineage: Eukaryota; Metazoa; Chordata; Chondrichthyes; Orectolobiformes; Hemiscylliidae. Gene Ontology annotation, biological process: protein phosphorylation. Gene Ontology annotation, molecular function: ATP binding; protein kinase activity.